Pocillopora meandrina is the source of this 13426-nucleotide messenger RNA. NCBI's taxonomy places the organism in Eukaryota, Metazoa, Cnidaria, Anthozoa, Scleractinia, Pocilloporidae. The record is from the annotation of a GenBank genome assembly.
GAAAACAAGCAAAGACGCAUGGGAAGUUGCGGUCGUUGACUGAUCUUUUCAAUAACUAAUCAUGGCAAGGAAAUUUAAACCUGAUAACUCAUGGAUCUUCAAUUUGGAUUCUAAACCCAAACCAGAGAAAACGCACAAUUUUGAUCUUUGUCGUCUUCGAGCAUACUCAUCUCAAACAGGUAAGAUUAUCGUAAUUAUUUCACGUAAAGACACACACUUAACAAACAGAUUGUUUUAAAGCCUUGACUCCCUUAAGUUUUACACAAGUUGACUUAAGUUUAGAAUACUCUAAUUAUGGCAUUUCAAGUUUGUUUCUAUGAGCUUAAACGUUCCUUUUCUCAUGGUGGACAGAGGUACUAUCUUGUGAAUUGGUUGUGAAUAUUUAAUGUACCAAAAAAAAGAUUUGCGUUGCGUGACAUGAUUUAAGUUCAGUGACAGAAAUGGCUCUUACCAGUGAACAUACCAAACUAUAGAUUUCCUGAUCAGUAAUCAGGUUUUUUUGGCAAAUCUUGAUCUUCGUGGCUGAGUUCAGACGACGUUGUAAUAAUUUGGAAGACUGAAGCACGUUCUCUAUUCUACUAAAAAUCCCUCAUAAACGGGUAGAAAGACGAAGUUGAUAUUUCAGCUCCAAUGGCCAACCAUUCAUGAAUAUAUAUAUAUAUCAUGUUUGAUGACGGGGGAGGGGCAAGAAUUUCCAUUUUUCAAAAUCAUUGAGCAAAAAGUUAGUUGUCACUGUAGAUAGACUUCUACACUGAUAUUUAUUGCCUGGUUAUUUAAUUAUUACAAAGAAAGAGAGUUUUGUUUCUAAGCGUUGUAACAAGGAAAAAGAGGUUGGAGGGCAAUAUUGUUCAAGCGUUAUACUUCGUGCUUGAAUGAACAACAAAGGAUUUAUCCUGUUUUUGCUAAAUGCAAAUCUUUGUUCGUUUCCAAUUGUGCGUUUGAGAUUACGUGGUAUGAACAAGAAAACCUCAGAAAUGUAUGAUUUCCUUAGAUCCUCGAUAAGAAAAAUUUGGUUCAUCUUGAAGUGAUACAUCUCGUCAAAGCGCCUCGACUAAAAGGCAAACUUUAAAUAGGAACACUUCUCCCUAAAAGUCGCCUUUCCCUACCCCCCCCCCCCCCCCGAAGACUUUCAGUAGUCUAAUGGACUCGUAUGAUAAACCAAGUAUACUGUAUACCGCUCUUGAUUUAAACGAUUUUGCCACGGAUCACGUUAUGUUGUCCACACCUAACGAAAUCGCUACGCUUUCGACACUGUGUAAAUUUCGGCUCAGUCUUUGGUCACAAAAAAAAUAACAGUAAUCGAAAUUCCUUCUGAAAACCUAUAAGAGUAUUCGAUGAUUGUUUGGUUUUGAAUUGGGGGAAUUUUUUGGGCUUGCGUUUUCCGAAAAAUACGUGACUAGACAUGGCCAGAUGGUCCAUAAGGCCCCAUCAGGAUUACCGGGAUACGGGAUGUUUGGGUAAAAAAUUAUAGGGAUACGAGACACUUGAGGAAAAAUUUAGAGGGAUACGGGCUUCGGGGAUAUCGAAGUAGAAUUUUGGGGAUACAAACUACAGGAAUUAACGGGAUACGGGAUAUUAUGGCCAAAAUUAAUGGGAUACAGGAUACUCAGACCUCCCUCAUGAGGCCUCGUUGAUUUGACACGAUCUCCUAUAGUAUAGUUCUAACUGGCUAAGAGAUCAUUGAAAGGAUUUUGUGUUAAGGGUAAAGGUUUUAAGAUCUCUGCACAAUUCCACCCAAACAUCUUUUAGUGCUCCCCUCUUCGUUGGUGCAAUACCAGCAUCACGUUAAACAAACAAACAACCUAACAAACAACACAUAAAGAUAACAUAAACUAAAAAUGAUGAUAGGGCUUGGGUUCUACUUUGGGUUUCGACUUCCGUCAGAUUCAUCUUGGCCACUAGCUUAAAUUUCCCAUGUGAUCAGUGACCGAAGCGACACAUAAGUUCGGGUAAAGCAUUAUGACUUCGAACAGGUGGAAUCAUCCAUUCUGCUAACGGGUCUCCUUGUGAGGUUAAAAUUACGAAAGGGAAAACCUGAUGUUAUGAAAAUCUUCUAAUAUUUAGUAACUAAAAUUUCACGUAGUGCAGAUAAGAGUCAUAAAACAGACAUUGUAGUUUUCGCAAUCUUUGUACAGCUUUAUCUUUAUUUCAUACGAAGUUGUUGUUCAUCACGUGAACCCAAGAUUGCGUGACAAACCUGGGUGGAUUUUUCCGUUUUAGAUUGUCUACCCACGUAAACUCUUCUUCCAAUGCCCUUCAUUUCUUUGAAACGAUGCAUUUGAAAAUUAAAAUAAAAGUAAACGACUGAAGCAAUCAAAAACAUGUCGAGAAAUAUUUGUUCAAAGUACAGACUUGCCAUUUUUCCAGGGUAACAAAUCAUGUGGUAAUUUGCGCAUGAUCAUUAUUACGUAAACACCAAGGUGUUCUGACAGUGCCCUAGAGGACCCAAAGGUCUGCAGAAAGUUGUAAAUCUUAGAAAAUUAGAAUUUUAAAACUAAAAACGUUGUAAUUAUUCCUUUUUUUAUAAAUUUCGCCAGAUCCAGAGGAUAGUUCAGCAGUGAUGAACGAAGAAACGUUACUAAUUGUAUUCGGAGCUUCGGUAAGUGACAGGUUUGACUUUCGCUUCUAUCGAUCUUUCCAAGUUGCACGGUGGAACAUUUUUAUUUGUUACCAAGAUAAUGUGCCGCUUUAAAAUCUUUUUCUAUCUCCUGGCUUCGAAAUCCUUUCUGCUAAUGAACAAAUGCGUUCAUUUUGAAACAGCUCACAACUUCAAUCGUUCGUGCAGAAAAUCGAACACAAAUUUACACAUGCAAAUAUUGCAAGUUAGGUCUAAGUAGUUUCACUUCAUGUUUGGAAGUUCACAGAUUGAAAUUUAAUAUUACAAUUACAGGGUUCGAACGCAAGGCUGGAAUUUUGUAUCUGUCAGUCUCAAUGCCAUUUUACAUCAGUCGAAAUUAAAGAGCUGUUUAUUUGCGAUUAAAGAUUUUGUAAGGGAAUUUGCAUUAACAUGCUAAUUGGUCACUAAUGUGAUAGCAAGAAUUUUGAAGAUGUAGGUCGCCCAUCAUGUUUGUGAAACUAUCAAAGUAAUACUUCCUCAGUAUUUCUCAUAACUUAUCAUUACAGGGAGACCUUGCCAAGAAAAAGAUUUACCCCACCUUAUGGUAAUACAAAGUUUUGUUGAUAAAUCUUUUGUAAGCAAAUAUUGGAUGACUUACUAGUCAGCAAUUCUAUUAAAUCUGAAAAGUCACGCAAUAGUCAGUGAUGAUGUGACACAAAUGUCACUCUUUCAGCCAGAUUCUUAUUGUAAUAAAAGUUGAAAACUUAGAUUAAAACUUUUUUCAUUUGAGUUUUCAUUUCCAAAUUAAAAAGACUGUGUAAAUAAAAAAAGAAAGAAAAAUUUUCAACCAGGAAUUUGUUAUAACAAUUUAUAUCAAUAGGAAAAUCUUUAUUUCAUUGUGGCAUGUGUUAUGUUAAAUGUUUUUGCUUUUUGAUACUCUCCCAUGGUGUUAUACUUAAAUCAAAUUGAUGCCAUUUCACCUCAUUGCAAGGGCUAGGGAGACAUUAGUCAUCACAGACAUGAAAAAGCUGAUAGAGAUUACAAUAAAUUAUCUCUUACUAAGUAUUUUUUAACGAAGUAUCAUGAUGCUUAAAGACUUUUGAAGGGAACAUGUUGAACUGGUGUUGUGAAAUUGAUGCUAGAUGAUAGGUUUUUAUUCCAUUUAAAGUCUGAUAUAUCUCUUAAGUGAGUUCACUUAUUGUACAUAUAACUGACAAGUAAGUGAUUGUUCAGUGGAGGAAAAAAAUGGAAGUUAUAUCUUGUGGCAAGGUCUGCGUUUGAUCUUUCAAUAAGUGCACAUUUUUGCUAUUACAAUUAAGCUAUGCCAUUUAUCUUACUAGGUAUCUGUACAAAGAUGAUCUCAUUCCAAAAAACACUAAAAUAAUUGGGUAUGCUCGUUCAGAUCUGACUGUUGACAAAUUACGAGCCAAAAUUGAGCCUUUCAUGAAGGUGAGUUCUUUUCCUCUGGCUAAGAGUAGAAAAUUAACCUCUGGUGGAGUAUUUUAACUCAGAGGAUCAACCAGUAAAUUUCCUGUUUUAAUAUUUAGAGAUAGAGGACAGUUCUUAGAUGUAAGGAAGAGGUGUGGGUCGCCCAUUUUUAUACAGUAUCAUAAACCCAAAGUGAAGUAAUCACUGUGGCCAAUCAGAACCAAGGAAAGAUCAACAGGAGUAAAGGAACUCAAUAUGAAUUCAUAUAAGCAUGGAAAAACCCUAAUGAUCCAGUCAAAUUUGUUUUAGUUUUCCACUUGCUUGAUUGACAGGGCAGCAUAACUUUUUUACUACAGUGAAAUCAAAGAGAAGCAAACCAAUGAUAAGUACAUUUCUCUCUCAUUUAUUGAAAAUUUUCUUCUGUAAGCUAAACAAAUUUGUCAUAAAUUAUUUCUUUUUAGCUUAAAGAUGGAGAGAAUGAAAAAUUGUCAGAAUUCUACAAGAGAUGCUACUAUGUGAAAGGUCCUUACAAUGAGGCUUCAGGUUUUAAAAGUCUGAAUGCAGAGCUUGAGAAACUUGGAGAAGGGAAGGAUGUUGUCAACAGGCUGUUUUAUCUUGCACUUCCUCCUUCUGUUUUCAUGGACACAUCAGAGAACAUCAAGAAGUACUGCAUGGGCUCAAAGUAUGUUAUGGUUUGAUGAAUAGUGUACAUGGUGGUUUGGAUUUCUCCUUGGUUUAAACUCUUUCACUCUAGUUUUGUUUGAAUUUUUUUCUCUGUUUGUUAUUGUGAUGAUGAGUUUAGGACAAAGAGAAAUAAAAAUCAAACAAGUCUGUAAAAUUUGAAAUGUAGAAAAAAAAUUAAAUCACAUUUAAUUCAGUCAUGUUGUUGGUCCACUCUCUCCCACAAACUUUCCACUAUGGGAAAAAGACUUAAAUGACCAAAUUUAAAAAUUCAAUAAUUUUCAUCUCGCAAUUUUUCAUUCAAUAAAGCAAUUAGUAAGUCAAAGCAAGUUUAGUAAGGGUAUAUGUACUAUGAAAAUAAUAGAGCUCCUGUUACACAGUUUUGCUUCUUAAUAAUCUUAUAUAAUUCCACUUUUUCCACUCACAUUCAUUUUUUAGUUCCAUUCACUUCAGGUCAAUACCAGGUGUCCUAGAAUCAUGUAAAUGACCUCAGAAUUGAGAACAAUUUUUAGCAUUAAGGUUGCACUCCUGUGUCAAAGUUUUUCAGAUCCUUAAUUUUAUAAAUUAAAUGACCAAGAUGUAAUGAGAUGUAUGCAUAAUGAUUUUGCCGAUGAUGGGUCUGGACAGCUUUCAGCUGUCCUGGUUAAACUUGCUGUAUUACUCCCACAGUGCCCUCCUUCACCCAAGAGUUCUAAGUAGGUAGCACAUAAUGGCCAGGGAAGAUUGAUGAAUUACAGGAAAACCAUGCAAAUAACCAGCAGAAGUAGCAAUAUCCUCAGUUUUUUCAUGUGGCAAAAACAGGAUAAGCUUGAAAUAAAGGUUUCCCUUGCAAUAUAAUAGGAACUUCUUCAUAAAGAGUAGCUAUACUCCUAUUAAUAUUAGCUUCUUGAUUAAAAAAUUAGGAUAAGCUUGAAACAGAGUAAUAGAAAAGUAUUGCCAUCCUUAGUGAGUAGUGGCACGUUUGGUUUCUUCUUGUUUCAAUAAACAGGAUAAGCAUCUAUCACUAUACUUGUCAAAGUUUUAGAUGUGCAAAAUCUACUUCGAAGUUCAUAACUAAGAUUGGACUUGUGUAUGGUUUGUAUAGGGGUUGGAACAGGGUGGUGAUAGAAAAACCCUUUGGCAAGGAUUCUGACAGCUCUGCUGAGUUGUCCAAUCAUCUAGCAUCACUGUUUCCUGAGGACUCCAUGUAUCGUAUAGAUCAUUAUCUCGGAAAAGAAAUGGUACAGAACCUGAUGGUGCUGCGGUAGGACUUAUUUCCCUUUACUCUUCUUGCUUUUAAAUUUUAAGGAUGGCUCUUUGAAUUAACCUCCAACAAGAGUCUUAUGUCAAUAGAUAGAUACAGUCACUGAACACAUUAGUCGUUAAUGGUCAAGACUGUAAAGGGACAUUUUAAAACAAAUUAUGUCUGUUAUGAUGUUGUGUUUGCCUUUUCUUCUGCCUUACCACAAGUAAUGAAGGUAACUGUGUUAACAUGAGCUAUAAUGGUUAGUAACAGGGCAAUUUAUGGUUAGUUAAUGAUUGAUACUCUUCUAAUGAAACUGUUUUUUAACUAUUUAAACCCUGAGAGUGACCAGCAUCUCAGUUCUCCUUACAGUAAUACAGCUGAAUCAUUCAUCAAGAUCAUGAGUAUAAAGGAAAUGAUCCCCAACUAAACUUUGAUUGACAAACAAAUUCUCUCUGUCAGUACUGAAGGAAAUGUAUAGAGAAGAUUUUGGAGAAUAUGGAUACUGAUAUUAGGGUGUAAUGGGUUUAUGAUUGGCAGAGAAAACCAUUAGCAACACACAAAUUUAGUACCAGUGAUAUUCUAUUUCUGAGGUUAGGUGGCAAAUUGAAAGUAACAAUAAUUCAAGUGACUCCCUUAUAAACAAUUUCUUCAUAUUAGAUUUGGUAACCGAAUUUUUGGUCCAGUGUGGUGUAGAGAGAGUGUCAAAAGUGUCAUCAUUACAUUCAAAGAACCCAUUGGAACUUAUGGACGAGGAGGCUACUUUGAUGAAUAUGGAAUCAUAAGGUAAUUUGUAGCAAUUUACUCUGACCAGUACAGUGAGUAUAAUUACCAAAAUGUGGAAUAGUAGUGUUUCUCCAGCUUUACAGGAACUUAAAGUAAAUGAUUAAAUGACGCCACAAUUGCUGAAUAAAAUUCAAGUCUUAUAAUCAACCAUCUCACCAUUACUGUAGUGUUUCAUCACCAAAAGAUUAGCAUACCAACUCAUGUUUUAAGUUUGAGAGAGGGGUUUCUUUGAAUUUGAAAAAGGAUUAUAGGCACUUUACAACUGAGUGAAAACUAAUUUGAAUUAAAUUGCCUUGUUUUUCAUCUCUUCGAUUUUAAAUUGUUAGAAGGUGCUGAACUUUGCCUCUGCAGAACCUGCAACUUCUAUCCAUCUUUAUUUAACUGAGUAACCUGCCAUUGAUAAAUGUAAAUGACAAUUACCAGUGUAUGAUAAUUAAUAGCAUGGAGCCUCCUUUAGUUUGGAGUCAAAGAGGGAAUUUCUUUUUCUUUUGCAAGUUUGAGGUUUGACUUCUGAUUAACACAAACUGUGCAUGUCUCUUGCAGAGAUGUGAUGCAGAAUCAUCUCUUACAGGUUCUUUGUUUGGUUGCCAUGGAAAAACCAGCCAGUAAACGAGCGGAAGAUCUUCGAAAUGAGAAGGUGAGUACAAUUGUGUGAACUGUUCAGUCACCUUUAUUCCAACAAAUUCUUACUCUUUUUUUAAUCCAGAAACAACUCUUUUUUUCCUGCAGAAACCAGUGGAUAUCCCUGUAUACUUUUAUUGUUCUUUCAAACUUUAAAUUUUUUAUAAACAAUUUACAAUUCAUGGGGCAUGUGAGGUACAGUCAGCUUAGCACGGAUGAUCAGAGUUAUUGCCUCCCCAUACAUGAGAUUACUGAUUCAAAGCAGGGUGACCCCCUUUUACCCCUACCCCCCCCCCCCUUUCCUGUUCUCCACAGGAAAGGGGGGGCUUUUGUUAGGUUACACUUGUUGACUAAUCCUGUCAUUUUGCUCUUUCAGGUUAAAGUUCUGAAGUCCAUAAGCCCAAUUGAAUUAGAAAACACUGUGCUUGGUCAGUAUAUUGGAAAUCCUGAUGCAGAAGGUGAUGGAAAAUUUGGUUAUCUUGAUGAUCCAACUGUACCAAAAGGAUCCAUCACACCAACCUUUGCAACCUCUGUCAUGUACAUUCGCAAUGAAAAAUGGGAUGGUAAGUUAAAGGUGCUCACUGAGGCAAGUGAAUUGAGGGAUCUAAACACAAUUCAAGAAAGAGUUUAACCCAGCAUUAAGACUCUGUCUUGCAGUGUCACUGUUCAGUAAUGUUGUUGAUUAUAGUGACUGAUAUUUCAGUAACCUUGGCUAAAGUCAUUAUUUGAGUCAAGUGAGUAGUUCUCUGUUAGUCACAUGUUAGUCACAUGUUAGUCACAUGUUCCAAGUCCACUUACAGUAAUUGUUUUAUGAAUCCAUUUCAACAAACCAAGCAAAUGACAUUCAAGUGAUACACAACUCCCAGACUCAAAUGAUGACACUUAUCCAUCUCACUGAUAUACAAAAGUCCUAUUCAGACAGCAGCAGGACUGAGACUAAUCUUCCCAUGAUCAAACUUUUAGCUCUAGCACUAACUUUAAGUACAAGUUAAGAGCUACACAUGUUUCAGUGUUAAGAAGUGGUAGGCAGGAAGACGACAAAUUAAUCUAGUAUUGAUAGAAUCAGCCAAAGUACUUCAAUUGUGAUAUUUUUUAACUGUACUUUUUGUUCAUUCAUGUCUACAGGUGUUCCAUUUAUUCUCAAAUGUGGCAAAGGUAUUUUUCAAUAAUUAUAAUUUUAUAAUGUCUGAUUAUAGAUUAAUAUAAUUAUUGGUACAUGUCAAAAUGUCGAUACAUUGUAAUUUUAAGUCUGGAUGAUUUCAGAUUUUAUAUCUGACAAUAAAAAGCUUUUUUGUCUCAUUUACAUAGAAGUAAAUACAAAAUAUUAGUCUCAUGUUUGUGUUGAUUUAAGCCUCUAUGGACUCAACAAAUUUAAAUACAAGUUUAUUUAAUAAUAUUCAAAACAAAUCAAGUUAGUUUUAUUUACUCUUAAGAAGUAUUAUCAGAAGCAAUCAUCAGCCUCUAUGGACUUAACACAAUUAAAUACAAGUUUACUUAUUUAAUAAUAUUCAAAAUUAAAUUAGUUUAAGUUUUAAUUUAAUUUUAAGAAUUGUUGUCAGAAGCAAUCAUUAGCUGUUACACUAAUAAAUCACCAACUACUUCUCAUUCUCUAGCUCUGAAUGAGCGUAAGGCAGAGGUUCGCAUUCAGUUCAUUGACACACCUGGAGACAUCUUUGAAGGAGGAUGCAAGAGGAACGAGUUAGUGGUCAGACUUCAGCCAAAUGAGGUAUGCAGAAAUUUCCCAUUUUUAUUAAUAAAAAAUAGUUUUCCCAUAGUAUCAAUUUUAAAUUUGUGAAAAUGUUCAGUAAUAAUAAUGAUAAUGAUAAUGAUAAUAAUAACAAUAAUAUCUCACUGAUUGUGGGUGGAUAUACCUGUGAUGACAGCAAUAUCCUCACAUGUAAAAGAUGUGAAAAAUGCAUCAAUCAAUUGGAAAAUUCUACUUCCCCCUACCCUUCCCCCCCAGACAUUUGAACUUUCAAGGAUUAGGUUUUUUUAACUUCUGCCCCCCCCCCCAAAAAAGUAGUGUUCAAAUAUCACAUCCAAGUGCAUUGAAACAAUUGUUUGUUGUGAAGGAAAUAUUUUUGUUGUAUUUUACAGGCUGUUUAUGUCAAGUUGAUGAUUAAGGAAGCAGGAAUGUCCUUUGAACCAAAAGAAUCAGAGCUGGACUUAACAUAUUCUGACAGAUACACGGUAUGUUUUUUUUUUCUAUCUGUCAGAAUUAGCUUCUUUUUUUGCGGUGUGGUUGUAGCUUUUUCAGCUCCUUAAAAGUUUGUUCUCUCUAUCAUGUAAAUCCCAAUGAAUAACAAUUUUUUCAGGCAUUUGUGUCAGCUAAUAGUAUUCUUCAAACAUUGCACAACAUUUGAAUACUUAACACUUUUGUUUUUACUAAACAGAAUGUGAAGAUGCCUGAUGCCUAUGAGAGACUUAUUCUUGAUGUGUUUUCUGGAAAUCAAGCUCAUUUUGUCAGAAGGUACAAACAUCUGUUAGAAAUCAGACUGUUGGGUUUAUCUCAAUGGUUGUAGACCACAAUACAAUUGAUAACAAGUUGUAUCAUGCUGUUCACUAUGUACUAUUUCAAGAACAAGUUAGUGUGAGAGGUGAUUGGGACAAAUUGCAACAAAAGCUUCCUUAUCAUAUUUGACACAGAGAAUUUUGAGAAAUAUUUGUUUUUCCAAUGGAAUUUGGUCACCACAAUCAGUUGCACAAAUGAAAACUUGUUAGAGGUCAUGCAAUUGAGCGCAGCGAUGUUUAACUCUGUCUUAAGAACAAAGAUUUUUCUUACAAAUCUCCUUGCCAUGGGGAGCAAAGUUUUGCUGCCAUUUGUUUCAGUAAAGUUUUGCAGUAAAUUCUUGUAUCAUGUUUCUUGGUCUGAAAACUUAGGAACUGUUUAAUUCUUUUAUAUUGCUAUAAUUUUAUUGUGAUUUUCUCUACAUAUAAUAAGUUAGUAAUUUUAUGGGUCACACAUUUUUUUAUUUCCAGUGAUGAGCUUGCUGAGGCCUGGAGAAUUUUUACCCCUAUUCUCCAUCAGAUUGAAAAGGAGAAUGUAAAACCAAUUCCUUAUCAGUUUGGAAGGUAUUAACUCUUGUUAAUAAUGGACAUGUGCUAAACAAGUUCAGUUGUAGCAGUCAAGCACUUUCAAUGAUCAAUUAAAAAUGAAUAACAGCCAAUUGUUAACAAAAUGACCCUUAAGUUUGUCAAUCGUAACAGUUGGUAGAGGAAGGUCAAUCACUUUGUCAUGGUUGGUAUGUCACUGUUAGAUACACUGGGACUGUAUCACUGAUAACUCAAUAGUGAAAACACCCAAUCAUGCAACUAAAUUUGAAGACAUGAACAGAUUUCUCCUCUAAUUUGAAAUAAAUUUAAUUACUUAUAAAUUUUUCCUAGGCAACAAAUUGUACUCAAGUGGUUUAGUCUUUAAGAAAUUUACAGAUACUUGUCCUUGUUCAUUCCAAAUUGCUUCAGAAAUUAUUUGACCACCUACACAAAGCUGACAAGAUCCUCAGUCAAACUGUAUCACUCACACAGUGUGGCUUAGUCAUAUUUGGAUUCUAGGGAUUGUUGCUUUCACUUGCAUUUAAGGUCAACUUAGUUCAAGGUUAAAUCUUUCUUACUGAUAGUUAAUCCCACUUAUGUAUACUGAUUGUUGCCAAAGAUGAAAGUCAGGCAAGAAAACACUCCUUACAGAAGGCCCAGAAGUCAUGGUCACAGAGAGACACAUGGAAACUGCACAUUUCCUUUAAAAAUUGAUGUUUUUUUUUUAACCCAGGACUCCCCAUAAUCAUAAGCAUCAAAUUUCUCCUUACAGUAUUAUCCCUGAAUCAAACAGUAAGAUCAUAAGAAUAAAGGAAAUGAUAGCAAACUCAAGCUCUUGAUUAAAAAAGUUGAAAAGAUGAAAGUCAGGCAAGAAAACACUCCUUAUGGAAGGCCCAGAGUCAUGGUCAUAUAGAGGCACAUGAAAACCACACAGUUCCUUUAAAAAUUGAUUUUUUUUUUAACCCAGGACACCCCAUAAUCAUAAGGUCAAAUUUCUCCUUACACUAUUAUCCCUGAAUCAAACAGUAAGAUCACAAGAAUAAAGGAAAUGAUAGCAAACUCAAGCUCUUGAUUUUUUGACAAAUUCUCCUCAUUAGUAACAUUCAAAAUGUACAGAGAACUUGCAUACUGAUGUUACAGUGUGUAUAAAGAGCUAGGAAGUCAGUAUGACUGUGUAUGGGAAGUUCAACUUAUUUUGCAUAAAUCUUUAUUUUUCAUUUUUAUAUAGGCAAAUAUGCACAUCCACUAAUCAUGAGGUCAAUUGUCUUCAGUUUGAUUUGCCAAUUUUUGGCACUCAUUGAGAUUUUUUUCUUUCUUUCUUUCUUUUUGUUUUUUUUUUGUUUUUUUUUUGACAGCCGAGGACCAUUAGAAUCUGAUACUCUUAUCAAAGACAGUGGAUUUCUUUACAGUGGAACAUAUAAGUGGGAAAAGAAAGCUAACAAGUAGAUCAUUACUUUAAAACUCAGGUAUGACUGCCAUGAUUUUAUUCAAUAUUGGAUUUUUGCAGUUUGUGUAAAUAACAAAAGGCUCAAAUCAGCUGUAGCAGGACCAAACUGCAAGAUUUUACCUGUCUGAUUACCGGUUGCUGGUAAUUGAACAAUUAAACAGCUGAUGAAAAUUACACUUUAACCCUCUAACCCCUUAGUGUGACUAACAUCUAAUUUCUCCUUGCAGUAUCACCCCUGAAUUAUGCAGUAUGGUCAAGAGAAUAAAGUACUUGAUCACAAACUUAAGUUGCUCUUGAUUGUAAAACAAAUUCUCUUUGUCAGCACCUUAGGAAAUGUGUAGAGAACAGUAUGGAGAAUAUGCAAACUGAUGUUAGGGUGUAAAGGGUUAAAUGUUACAAGCCAAGUUAUCACUCAGACAAUGCCAAUCAAUCAAAACACCUGGGAAAACUCUUGGGCACCCUGCUCCUAGAGCUUAGGCUUAAGAACAAAUUAACCAAUGACAUUGAUCUGGUGAGAAAAAGGUUUUCUGAAGCCACUUUCCAACCAGAGUGAUGGGACCAAUCAGUUUUUUUAUUCUUUGUUUAUAUGUAGAACACUGAAGUGUGAUAUUUUUGCUAAUUUGCAGGUUAGCCCUUUUCAGUUGAUAAUCAACAUGAAAGUUGCAGUUGUUUCUCCUGCUGCUGAUCAAUUAGCGAAAUUUGAAAAUGACAGUUUAAGUCACAACUUUUAUAUUAACUCACUCAUUGCAUGACUUAACCUAAAUUUCUUAUUACAAUCCUUUUCCUGCCACUUUCACUUAAAGGAUUUGUUUCGUACUUCAGUUGUCUCCAGCUUUUGAGAGGUGAUCACUAUUUAGCUAGUAUUAGUUUCAGUUGUCUCUUUUUAUUUGUGUUUUUAUGACACUUUUUUUUCUCUGAGAAAUAUGAAGUAGAAGUAGUCUACCCUUUGUUGCCUUACAACAUAUCAAGUCAUCCAUCUGCAAGAUGAAUAUUUCCACAUUUUCAGGGAAUAUGUGGUCAGUUGUGCUUUUUUUUUUUCACCCCGUUUGAUCUGAUGCACAGGUGAAACAAACUAGGACUGUUAAAUUUGGGCAGUUUCCCAGCAUGUAGGGUUCAGUUGGACUAUAGGUUUUUUUUAAUCAAAAUGCAUAUAUGUGGUACAGCUGAAAGUCAUACCAAAACACUAUUGUCAAAAUAUUUGGCUUUGUUUUUUUCAAGAGCCCGAGGGUAAUUGCAUAGAUCUCAAUUUAAAUGUUCAAAGGUGAAUCACUUUACAUACUUUUCCCCUUAAGUAUGAACAUAGUUUGACUUGCCCUGCAAUAAGCAGACAUGAUACAUACUGGUACAUGUUUUACAAGGUCAACUGUAAGAUAUAAAAAUGUACUAUUUUAACAACAGGUGACUUUCUAGGUAGAGUUUUCCCUUGUAUUUGGUUUGAACUAAUUUUAGACAUCAUAAGAAUUAAUGAUGUUGCAGCCAUCAAGAGUCCUGCUCAAAGCAUUCAUUUUGGUCACAAAAGCUGCCUCAUAAGGUCAAAACCUAGCACAUUUGUAAUGCUAGCUAUUAUUCAAAGACUUAGUGUGGUAACUUAGGCUUAAGUAAAUAAUGUUUGAUUCCCUUCUCAAGAGAGAGAAGAAAUAAUAAAAUGUGC